Cinara cedri is the source of this 1488-nucleotide messenger RNA. The record is from the annotation of a GenBank genome assembly. Lineage: Eukaryota; Metazoa; Arthropoda; Insecta; Hemiptera; Aphididae.
AUGGCAGAAGAAGAAAUUACGAAGGCGUUGGAAAAUCUUUCAGUUGGCGAGGACAAUGUAAGUUUUUGUUUUAUUUUUAUUAUUAUAACAUAAUAAAAUACAUUUUUGGUUUUGUAUGAACUACAAUAACAAUAAUUAUUAAAUGACUCUUUCAACAGAAUGAGACAGAGAUAGAUAUUUCGCUUUUGUCCAACGAAGAAAUUACAUCACAUACUCAAUUACUGGACAAUGGUAUUAAAGAUAUGAAAAACGAACUUGAUUGUUUAUCAUACAAAUUUCAGUCACAAUUGGAUAAAAUAAUAGAAAAUAAAGGAAAAAUCAAAGUCAACAAGUCAUUACCUUAUUUGGUGUCUAGUGUUAUUGAGAUAUUAGAUUAUGAUCCGGAAGUCACUGAAGAAGAGGGUCCUGAGAUUGAUUUAGAUGGUAAAAAAAAAGAAAAAGGUGCAAUCAUCAAAACAUCUACGAGACAAGUUAGCAAAUGAUUAAAAUUUAAGCAUUAAAUUUUAAUCACUUAAUCAUUAGAUGAUUAAAAAUAUUAUUAUUAAAUGUAUAAGUUAUAUAACACUAUACUUGUUUUAAUUUCAGACUUGUUUCUUACCUGUUAUUGGUCUCGUUGAUCCAGAAAAAUUGAAACCAGGCGAUUUGGUCAGUGUUAAUAGAGACUCUUAUAUAGUAAUAGAAACUUUACCGUCUGAAUUUGAUGCUCGUAUUAAAGCAAUGGAAGUUGACGAUAAACCUACUGAACAGUAUACAGAUAUUGGUGGCUUAGAUAUGCAAAUUCAGGAGGUUAAUUAUCUAUUAUAUUUUUGAUUGUUAAUUCAUAAUUAAUACUAAAUAGUAAAUACUAAAAUUGUAUUGUUUCAGCUAAUUGAAGCUGUGGUGCUCCCCAUGACUCAUAAGGAAAAAUUUCUUAAUCUUGGUAUACAACCGCCAAAAGGAGUUCUUUUGUAUGGGCCCCCUGGUACUGGAAAAACACUUUUAGCUCGAGCAUGUGCUGCUCAAACAAAAUCAACGUUUUUAAAACUUGCUGGUCCACAGUUGGUACAAAUGUAUAUUGGUGAUGGGGCUAAAUUAGUGCGUAAUGCUUUUGCUCUUGCUAAAGAAAAAGCUCCUGCCAUUAUAUUUAUUGAUGAACUCGAUGCUAUUGGUACCAAACGUUUUAAUUCCGAGAGAGUUGGUGAUCGAGAAGUACAAAGAACUAUGUUAGAACUCCUUAACCAGUUGGAUGGUUUUAGUUCAACGUCAGACAUUAAAGUGAUCGCUGCAACAAACAGAGUAGAUGUAUUGGAUCCAGCAUUAUUGAGAUCUGGUAGAUUAGAUAGGAAAAUUGAAUUUCCACAUCCUAACCAAGAAGCUCGCUCUCAUAUUAUGCAGAUUCAUUCAAGAAAGAUGAACAAAGUUGAUGUAAACUUUGAAGAACUUUCAAAAUGUACUGAUGAUUUUAAUGGGGCUCAGUGCAAGGCUGUUUGUGUUGAAGCUGUAAGUUGA